Pteronotus mesoamericanus is the source of this 5307-nucleotide messenger RNA. It is a transcript of the gene ABCA7, whose product is annotated as ATP binding cassette subfamily A member 7. Lineage: Eukaryota; Metazoa; Chordata; Mammalia; Chiroptera; Mormoopidae. Gene Ontology annotation, molecular function: apolipoprotein A-I receptor activity; phosphatidylcholine floppase activity; phosphatidylserine floppase activity. Gene Ontology annotation, biological process: transmembrane transport; phospholipid efflux; cholesterol efflux. Gene Ontology annotation, cellular component: membrane; intracellular membrane-bounded organelle. The record is from RefSeq and is a predicted model, not a curated record.
AUGCAGCAAAGAGAAUGUUCAGAAAUUGUGCGCAAGGGGAUAAAGGAAUGAAGUUCCGAGAGGGACAGGAAGUUGCCCGCAGCUGCACAGCACUUCCUCAGCCUGGCUCCUUCGUGCUGUCUCCUGUCUAUUCCCAUAAGGGCCUUCUCGGCGCAGCUGAUACUGUUGCUUUGGAAGAAUUUCCUGCAGCGCAGGAGACAGCCAGUAAAUGUCUGGGCAUCUAGCUCCUGGUGGAGUUGUGACCUCUUUCUUUUCAUUCUGGUGGCCGUCUGCCAUUCCCACCCCCCAUUGGGGCAGUUUGAAUGACACUUCCUCAACAAGCCACUGCUCUCUGCGGGCACCAUACCCUUCCUCCAGGAUCUCAUCUGUAAUAUGAACAACACCUGCUCCCUGCAGCGCAUGCCCAGUGAGGAGCCAGGCAUCCUCAGCACCUUUAAGUACUCCCUGGUCUCCUGGUUCCUGGCAGAUGCUUUUCCCAAUUGGGAAUUGGGCUGGUGGGUAUGGAGGCAUGCCUCAUGGCGCCUCCAACCCGGCCCUGCCUGUGCUGAGCUGAUGGGGGCCCUGGACACGCACCCACUGUCCCCCUUGCUCCGGAGGCAUCUGAAGCUGCUGGUCUUGAGGAAACUGCUGUUUGCACCCACUUGGCAGCUCAUGGCACAGGUGAAUCAAACCUUCCAGGACCUGGCCCUUUUGAAGGAUGUCCAGGAGGUGUGGGUGCUGGGACCCCAGCUCUUCAACUUCAUGAAUGACAAUGCAAAUGUCAUACCGCAGAAGCUCUUGCAAAUUCAGGACAAAGGAAAGAAGCAGCUAGGACCCAGAGGCUAGCACCAGGUGGAGGCCCUCUGAGCCUUUCUUGGCAGCUACAGCUGGCAGGAGGCCUGUGCAGAUGUGGAGCUUCUGGUGGGCAAACUGGGCCAUGCUGUGGAGUGUCUUACCCUGGACCAGCUGGAGGCAGCACCUUUGGAGGCAGCUUUGGCAGAGCAGGCUCUGGAGCUGAUUGCCCAGCAUCGCUCCUGGGCAGGUGUCAUCCUGAACCCCAAGGAUUCCCCACACCCAGGGUAUCUCCCAGGCCCAGGCCAUCUAUGUAUCAAGAUCUGCAUGGACCUUGACAGUGUCAUCAGAACCAGUAAGAUCAGGGACAGGUUUUGGGGCCCGGCUGCUGACCCCCUGACAGAUCUGCAUUAUGUAUGGGGCCUCAUGUACGUGCAGGACCUGCUGGAGCAUGAAGCAGUGAGUGUGCUCAGUGGCAAUGUGUCCCGUGCCAGCCUCUAUCUGCAGCAGAUGCCCUACGCUUGCCAUGUGAAUGAUGUAUUCCUGUGUGUGCUAAGCUGGUCACUGCCAUUCUUCCUGGUUCUGGCCUGGAUCUGUGGGGCACUGACAGCGGAGGCUGUGGCGCAUGAGAACGAGACAGGGCUGCCCUACACGAUACACUCUAUGGAACUCAGGGCACUGCUGUGGCUGGGCUGGUUCCUCAGCUGCCUAGGGACCUUCCUUCUUAGCACCGCACUGUUCAUUAUGGUACUCAAGCUCAGGGACCUCCACUAUAGCCACCCAGUUGUGCUCUUCCUGUUCUUGGCGGCCUUUGUUGUGGCCACGGUGGUCCAGAGCUUCUCGCUGGGUGCCUCCUUCUUCCGUGCCAACCUGGCAGCUGCCUGCAGCGGCCUCGUGUACUUCGUGCUCUAUCUGUCCUAUGUACUGUGGGACCAGCUGCCCAUGGGCGGCCAAGUGGUCAUGAGCAUUCUGUCACCUGUGGCGUUUGGCUCCAGCUGCGAGAGCCUGGAGCUGCUGGAAGAGCAAGGCGAGGGCGCACAGUGGCACAAUAUAGCCGAUGCCUUCAGCCAGCCUCAGGUCUCUGGCCCUCUGCUGCUGGAUGCUGCGCUCCAGGGUCUCGCCACUCAGUACCUGGAGGCCAUGUGCCCAGGCCGGUAUGGGACCCCUGAACUGUGGAACUAUCCCCUUCAGAGUUGCUACUGGUCUGGGCCUAGACAUUCCAGGUGUCCCACCCUGCCCCCAGCCCAACAGGACCCAAAAGAUGAGGAAACAAGCCUUAGCUCUGGCCUGAUUUCCGGGGUCUCCAUAUGGCACCUGGACAAGCACUCUGGCGACCCAACACCUGCCCUGUAUGGGCCUUGCCUGAACUUCUACCAGGGCCACAUCACUGCUUUCCUGGGCCACAGCUGCACCAGCAAGUCAACUACACUUAGACAGGUGCUCACCAUUACUCACCCAAACAUAACCACGGGGCUCAGGAUUCUGCCAGAGGAGUCAGCCCUGGAGGACGUGGAGCUGGCUGGGUCUGCCCCAGAGACACUGGCCCUGCAGGGCUCUCGGCUGGAUGUUGUGGGCUGGGUACAGGGUUUGAUGCUGACCUACCAGCAGUUCUGGGCCCUGCUUCUCAAGUGCUUUCUGCUUGCCCACUGCACACGUGGUCUGUUCACACAGAUCCUGCUGCCCGCCCUAUCUGUGGGCCCGGCACUGAUAUUCAGCUUCAUCGUGCCUCCCUUUGGGUACUCUCCAGCUCUGUGGCUCACUCCCAGCAUGUAUAAUGCCCAGGUAUCCUUCUUCGGUGAAGGUGCCCCAGAGGACCCCAAACAUGCCCACCUUCUGUAGGCGCUGCUGGAGGAGAUGGGAUUGGAGAACUGCCACUUGCAGAACAGCUCCCAGAGGGGAGUCCCUUGCAUGCAGCCCGUCACCUGCCAGUUCUCGGUGCCCAAGAUUCCCACAGAUGUGGCUGAGGUCUUGGCCAGGGGCACCCUGGAGUCUGCAUCCCCUGCCUGCCAGUGCAGCUGGCCUGCCACCCACUGCCUGCUUCCCAGCUGUGCCACUACCUCUGGUGGCCCCCCACCACCUCAAGUGCUGACCGGCUCAGGCGAAAUUGUGCAGAACCUGACAGGCUGGAACCUGUCUGGCUUCCUGGUCAAGACCUACCCGCGCCCGGUGCUCCAGGGCCUGAAGACUAAGAAAUGGGUGAAUGAGAUCAGGUAUGGGGGCUUCCUGGGGAACCAAAAUGUGGGCCUGCCCUCGGGGCGUGAGGUGGGACGCUCGCUGGAAGAGCAGCCAGUGCUGCCAAGCUCCCAACCUGGCGGGGCCCUUGACCGCAUCCUGAAUGACCUCACAGCAUGGGCUCAGGACGGCCUCCAGAUCUGGUUCAACAACCAGGGCUGGCAUGCCAUGGUGGCCUUUGUCAACCGAGCCAACAAUGCGCUCCUCCAUGUCCACCUGCCACCAGGCCCAAUUGGUGCCCACAGUAUCCACACACUCAACCACCCUCUGAACCUCACCAAGGAGCACCUGUCUGAGGCCACCCUGAUGGCCUCCUCGGUAGACAUACUUGUCUCUCUCUGCGCGGUCUUCGCCAUGUCCUUCAUCCCAGCCAGCUUUACUCUGGUCCUCAUUGGGGAGCAUGUCACCCAAGCCAAACACCUGCAGUUCAUGGAACGCCUGUCCCCUACUCUCUAUUGGCUCGUCAACUUUCUCUGGGGCGUGGUGCAGGGACUGCCCGUGAGGCGUGGGGUGCCCAGCCGCUGCCCCUCGCUACUGCCCUUUCUGGCCUCUUCCGGGCAGAGACUGGGGGGAACUGCUGCUGCUCUGCAGUGUAACUGCUUGGUGUCAGCAUGCGUCGUGGCCCCAGUGGCCAUGCCCAUGAUCCUCAUAUUUCUGGCCUUUCAGCAGAGGGCGUCCAUGGCCCCUGUCAACCUGCCUGCCCUCCUGCUGUUGCUCCUGUUGUGUGCCUGGUUGAUCACGCCACUCACGUACUCGGCCUCCUUCUCUGUGCCCAGAAUGGUCCACGUGGCGCUCACCUGCUUCCAGCUCUUUACUGGCAUCAGUGGCAGCAUGGCCACCUUCGUGCCCGAGCGCUUCUCUGACCAGAAGCUGCAGGAGGUGGGCUGGAUCCUGAAACACAUUUUUCUUCUCUCUCCCCACUUCUGCCUGGGUGGGGGGCUAUUGAUACAGUGCAGAACCAGGCCUUUUGAGCGCUUUGGAGACAGGUAGUUCCAGUCACCCCUGUGCCAGGUGGUAGUUGGCAAGAACCUCUUGGCGAUGGUGGUACAGGGGCCCUUCUUCCUCCUCUUCACACUUCUGCUAUGGCACCGCACCCACCUCCAGCCACAGUCAGUGGGGACUGGGGCAGGGUGGCAGGGGCUAGGGUCCAGCUUUGGGCCCACUCAUGUCUCUGUUCUUAGACCCAAGCUGAGGCCACUGCACCCUCUGGGAAAGGAGGAUGAGGGUGUGGCUCGUGGGUGGGAAUGGGUGGUUGAAGAGGCCACGCAGAGGGACAUGUCAGUGCUGCAGGACCUAACCAAGGUGAGUCCCUGGCAGAAGACACCAGCUGUCGAGCGCCUGUGCCUGGGCAUCGCCCCCCCGGUGAGUGUGAAUAGAACAGGGAAGACUUCCAUGUUUCACAUGGCAACUGGGGACGCAUUGCCCAGCAGGGGCGAGGCUACCGCAGGCCACAAGCAAGGGCGUGACCCAGGACUGGCCGCAGCACCCUGCAACAUGGGCUGCUGUCCUCAGUCAGGUGCCGUCUGUGAGCUGCUGACUGGCCAGGAGCACCUUGAGCUGUUUGCAUGCUGGCAUGGCAUCCCUGAGGCCAGGACUGUCCAGACAGUGAGCUUGGGCCUGGCGAGCCUGGGGCUCCAGCAGCAUGCGUAGCCCGCGGGCACCUACAGUGGUGGCAACAAGCAGAAACUGGCAACAGCUGUGGCACCAAUGGGGAAUCCAGCAGUGGCCCUUCUGGUAGAGCCGACUGGCAUGGACCCCAGUGCAAGGUGCUUCCUCUGGAACUGCCUCCCGGCUGCGGUGCUGCAGUGCCGUUCCGUGGUGCUCGUCUUGCACAGUAUGGAGGGAUGUGAGCUCUGUACGUGCCAGACCGUUGUGGUGAAUGGGUGGUUCCGCUGCCCGAGAAGCUCGCAGCACCUCAAGGGCAGAUUCAGUUCUGACCACAUGCUGACCCUGCGGGUGCCCAUGGGAAGCUCUGAGCCAGUGGCAGUCUUUGUAGCAGCUGCAUUCCCAGGGGCUAAGCUGUGGAAGGCACAGGAGAGUCGUCUGCGUUUCCAGCUGCUGUCAGGAGGGUGCUGCUCCCUAUCGCACAUCUUUGGAGAGCUAGCUGCUCCAGGGGCAGAGCAAGGCAUGGAGGACUUCUCAGUGAGCCAGACUGCCCUGGAGGAGGUCUUCCUAUACUUCUCUGAGAAUCAGGGGAAAGAGGAGGGGGAGGAUCGCUGGAAAGCGGGAGUGGGGGGCGGACCCUGGGCUAAGCCCAUCACCUGGCUCCUGGAUGAUCCCAGCACAACGGAGGUGCAGCCAUAA